This is a messenger RNA of Plutella xylostella (diamondback moth), 1528 nucleotides long. Its product is annotated as alpha-tocopherol transfer protein-like. Gene Ontology annotation, cellular component: membrane. The record is from RefSeq and is a predicted model, not a curated record. Gene Ontology annotation, molecular function: phosphatidylinositol bisphosphate binding. Lineage: Eukaryota; Metazoa; Arthropoda; Insecta; Lepidoptera; Plutellidae.
CCUUAUCACGGUAUCAGCCGGCGAGCAGGGGGCAGUGAGGCAGUGCCGCCGGGACCGCACUGCUGGGACAACGUGCUUCUCAGUACACUGUGUCAAGUUCAGUGCUUAGCCGUAUUCAAAUAUAAGAGUGACCAUGCCAUCGGGUGCGAUAGUCCCGUUCCCGGUGGAGCGCGAGCUGGAGAAGAACCCGGACAUCACCCGGGCCGACCUGGACCGGCUGCGCGCCUGGCUCGCCACGCAGCCGCACCUGCCCGGGGAACAUAUCACAGACCUGGACCUGGCGCUGGUGUUCCACUGCUGCGAGCGCUCCGCGGAGGUGUCGAAGCAGGUGCUGGACCUCCACUACACGCUGCGGACGCUGUUCACGACGCUCUUCAGCGGCAGAGUCUUGGACGUUAAAGUUGAGAACUGCCUCAAUGUCACCCUCCUCUCCCCCUGCCCGGUGCCCACAGCUGAAGGCUACCGGGCGAUCUACUGCCGCCUCCUCGACCCUGACCCUCGCCUGUUCGUGUUCCCCGACAUCGUGCGGACCUUCAUGAUGACCUUUGACCUGUGGCAGCUGCAGGAGGGCAGCUGGCCCGGGCUCGUCAUCCUCAUCGACAUGGACCAGUGCAAGAUGGGCCACGUCACCCGGCUCGACCCCAUGACUGUGCGCCAAGUGCUGUACUUCUUGCAGGAAGCAAUGCUGGUCCGGCUCCAAUCCGUACACUUCCUGAACGCGCCGUCGUUCAUGGACCGAGUGAUGAUGCUGCUCAAGCCGUUCAUGAAGAAGCGCCUGCUGGACAUGAUCCGCAUCCACGAGCCCGGCUCCACUGCAGUCUACGACCUGGUGCCGCGAGAAGGGUUCCCCAAGGAGAACGGCGGGGAGCACAUGGACUAUAAUAGUAUUAGAGACCUCACAAUCCAAAGGUUCAAGGACAACGCGGCGUACUUCCAGGAGGAGAUGAAGAAGCGCGUCAACGAGUCGCUCCGGCCCGGCGGCAAGAAGACCACGGUCGAGGACCUGUUCGGCAUCCAGGGCAGCUUCAAGAAACUAGACAUAGACUAGGGUUUACUAUAGCAUACGCUGAUGUGCAGAAAGGGACGUAAUACUUACUAAACAAAAAUAUUAACAAACAGUAGUGUGUUACAACAGUGAAUGUUUCAAUUCAUGGCAUUAAAACUUUACGAGUAAAACAUUAAAGGUAAUGUAACAUGUUACACAGCGAGCAUUCGUGCAGUCAGUACGUAGUGUUACGGGGAAACCAGCGAGCAACGAGCCCUCGUUGCUUGCUUUGAGUGCUCCACCCGGCUGUCACAUGCUCGCUGGGAAUGUUACAUUACAGUCCGUAAUGUUAGUCAGAGCUUAAAACUAAUGAUGUCUUACUUUAACAGUAUACGAGUAGAAAGUGACACGCAUAUAUUUAAUAUGCCGACACUAGCUUAAUGUUCUUUUCUGCAACUUAGCGAUAGUAUAGCGUAUAAGAGAAUUUAGGAUAAGGAUUGGUUGGAAUGAAAUGGUGUGCGAUUAAAGUUUUAAGAUUUUGGA